CGUUAUCACUGAACUCCAAUUCCCCGCCCCGCGCUUUUUGUCUCGUUCGCCGGAGAAUCCAGUCACGGCGUUCGGCGGUUUGGGUUAGGGUUCGGCCAGGGGAAUAUAGAGUAAUUGUGUUCCGAGCGUUUGUCUAGUUCAUCUGUAUGGGGUCGGAGGAUACGGUAGGGAAGACAGGCGAGACUGAAGCAGUAUCGACGAUCGUAAAUCUUGCUGAGGAAGCCAAGGAUUAUCGUGAAGGUGUUACACCUCCAAGCCGUACUUUCCGCAGCAUCUGUAAAUCUCUCUUCGCUGGAGGCGUCGCAGGGGGAGUGUCACGUACUGCAGUUGCUCCACUGGAGCGGUUGAAAAUUUUACUUCAGGUCCAAAAUCCACACAACAUCAAGUAUAAUGGAACAGUUCAGGGAUUGAAAUACAUAUGGAGAACAGAGGGCUUCAGGGGACUGUUCAAAGGAAAUGGCACUAAUUGUGCUCGUAUUGUUCCAAACUCAGCUGUCAAGUUCUUCAGCUAUGAGGAGGCGUCAAAGGGAAUAUUAUGGCUAUAUCGUCAGCAAACAGGAACUGAGGAUGCUCAACUGACCCCACUUUUACGCCUUGGAGCUGGAGCAUGUGCUGGGAUCAUUGCCAUGUCAGCUACUUACCCAAUGGACAUGGUACGAGGUCGGCUUACUGUCCAGACCAACAAAUCACCUACACAGUACAGGGGAAUCUUUCAUGCUCUUAGAACAGUUUUUACUGAAGAAGGUCCUCGUGCUUUAUAUAAAGGAUGGCUUCCUUCUGUGAUAGGAGUUGUACCUUAUGUGGGUCUCAACUUUGCUGUAUAUGAGUCUCUGAAAGAUUGGUUGAUCAAAACUAAUCCAUAUGGAUUAGUAGAAAACUCUGACUUGAAUGUGACCACAAGGCUUGCCUGUGGCGCUGCUGCAGGCGCUGUUGGCCAGACAGUUGCUUACCCACUUGAUGUCAUCCGUCGAAGAAUGCAGAUGGUGGGUUGGAGGCAUGCUGCUUCUGUUGUCACUGGAGACGGAAAGAGCAAAACACCCCUUGAGUAUACAGGAAUGGUAGAUGCAUUUAGGAAAACAGUUCGGUACGAGGGAUUUGGGGCUCUGUACAAGGGCUUGAUUCCAAAUUCUGUCAAGGUGGUCCCUUCCAUUGCUAUUGCAUUUGUGACAUAUGAGGUGGUAAAGGACAUUCUUGGAGUAGAGAUGAAAAUACCAGAUUGAAACACAUUCCUAAGGGAGUUGAGGUUAUUUGUUGAACUUCCAUGUGAUUUCGUGCACCCUGGAAUAGUUAGAGAUGAAUAUAUGGGGAAAUUUUAUGUUUUGCUUUCUCCAUGUACAGGAAACUAGGAAGCUAUGAAGUUUGAGCCAUUUUGUGACCGGCGGCCUUGUAUUCUAUGGCCUUUUUCUUGUGGUAAUAGGGACACACUUAGUAAAGGAAUUGUCAAAUAGAAAGCUCAUUCUCUAGGUUUUAAGCUGCUCUUUAGUUACCGUUGGGGUUUCACUUUCGCACAAUUGUCGCCUUCAGUUUCAUAUUUUACCCUUUUAUAGUUCAAUUGGUAAAGAGUUGAUGGUUUCUUUUGGAUGUUA
Sesamum indicum (sesame) is the source of this 1586-nucleotide messenger RNA. Its product is annotated as mitochondrial adenine nucleotide transporter ADNT1. NCBI's taxonomy places the organism in Eukaryota, Viridiplantae, Streptophyta, Magnoliopsida, Lamiales, Pedaliaceae. The record is from RefSeq and is a predicted model, not a curated record. Gene Ontology annotation, biological process: transmembrane transport.